Arvicola amphibius (Eurasian water vole) is the source of this 471-nucleotide messenger RNA. RefSeq names its product chromosome 3 C11orf97 homolog (gene C3H11orf97). NCBI's taxonomy places the organism in Eukaryota, Metazoa, Chordata, Mammalia, Rodentia, Cricetidae. The coding region runs from base 21 to 380 and encodes 119 amino acids. The record is from RefSeq and is a predicted model, not a curated record. Gene Ontology annotation, cellular component: ciliary base. The transcript has 4 exons.
GCCCGGGAGACCCCAGUGGCAUGAGGAGGCAGGAGGCGCUGGUGGUGACGGCAGGGUCGGCAGCGGAGGCGGGCCGCGACGGGGAGCAGCCUAGGCCCCCAGGGCUGGGUCGUACCGGCGGCCCCCAAGAGCCCCGCCAACCAUGGAAGACGUUUUUAUACUGUGAGCCCCAUAGGAGAAUCAAGGAGGUUUUGGAAGAAGAACUUUCCAUCAAGAGGGAUGAGUGCCAUGUGAAAAGCCCACCUGCAGUGGCCCUGGAUGGAAUUUGGAGCAUUAAGAGGAACCUGCCUGUGGGAGGCACGAUGCCAGGACAGCAGAGCAGAAACAGUUCACUCCCCCAAGCCAAGUACUACUCGAGGCAUGGAGGACUGAGAAGAUAAGAUGGACACCUUCCACAGAGAUGGGCCUGGCAUUCUCCUAAUGGCCAAAGACAGAAGAAUCUCAAGCUUGUUUCUCAAUUUAAGAUGUAUG